ACCUGGGUCAUUUGGCUGUGGAUUCUCAGGUCAUCCUCCUCCACGCCCUCCCCAGCCUGCAUCGGAUCAGCGGCUGUCCCAUUGCUGCAUCAGCUCAUCUCGCUCCUUAUCUCCAGCGUUGUCUUGGCGAACCAGCGAGCCGAGCCACUCCUUCGUCCAAGGGAUAUGCCGGCCAGCUCCAAGCAGACAUAAGGCCAGCACUCCUCCGUGUCGCGAGGCAAGAUCCAACCACUGCUCAUCGGACAUAACUCCGGAUCGGCUGCUCUCACAUAUUCUAUCGACGCACCCGCCGACAAGGAGUGCUUUCGCCUUGGGCAACAAUCGCUCACCUGCUUACACACUGCGCAACUUGACAAAUCCAGACGCUGACCACAUCGCCAUGGCGUCCGCCAUUGAGAAACAAUCGCCGCCGUUGGACGCAACCUCGGACAAACAUCCCGAGAGCGUGGGCAAGCAGCCCAGCGUCGAAGAGCCCCGCCAUGGCCAGAUUGUCGAUGGUACAUACACCCCCGAGGAAGAGCGGCAGGUCCUUCGCAAAAUCGACUGCGUCAUCCUGCCAAUGAUGUGCUUCGUUUUCUUCAUGCAGUAUCUCGACAAGCAAAGUUUGAGUUACGCGGCAGUCUUCGGACUCAUCACCGAUCUCAAGAUGACCAGUGUCCAGUACUCAUGGUGUUCCUCAAUCUUCUACGUCGGACAACUCGUUGCCGAGUAUCCCUUUAUUUAUCUCAUGUCCAAGCUGCCCCUGACCAAAUUCGUCGGUGCGACUGUAAUUAUCUGGGGCGCCGUAUGUCUCUGCCUUGCCGCACCACAAAACUUUGCCGGCUUUGCGGCCGUGCGCUUCCUGCUGGGCUUCACAGAGGGUGCAGUCUCCCCAGCAUUCGUAACCAUGACAUCCAUCUGGUAUCAGAAGAGCGAGCACGCCACCAGAACCGCUCUCUGGGUUUCCAUGAACGGCAUCGCCCAGGUCUUCGGCUGCCUCAUCAUGUAUGGCAUCGGCCACAACUCCUCGCUCGCCUUACAACCCUGGCGCACCAUGUUCCUCGUUUGCGGGGCCAUGACCACUUUCGCGGGCCUUCUAUUCUACUUCCUCAUGCCCAACGGCCCAAAGGACGCGUGGUUCCUGACCGCUCGCGAGAAGGAGGUGCUCUCCCUGCGCAUGGCCAAGGACCGCGAUGGGGGCGACAAGACGUCGUUCUCCACCGCGCAGCUCUCCGAGGCACUGAAAGACCCCAAGGCAUGGUUCGUGUUUUGGUUCGGCGUGCUGGUGACGAUGCAGUCCCCUGUGUUGACGUUUGCCUCCCUGGUCAUCAACACGAUCGGCUACGAUAAAUUUCAGACUAUGCUUUACACCGCACCAUCGGGCGCGAUCCAGGUUGUCUUCCUCUGGAUCGGCGUGUUCCUGUGCUGGCUGUUCCCACGCGAUAGAACUCUUGUUGUGCUCGUGCUCAUUAUCCCGCCGCUUAUCGGUAACGUCUUGCUCAUGAAGCUCUCGCUCAACUCUGGCUGGGGAAUGAUUGCCGCUUCAUGGAUGGCCUCCUGCAUCACAGCCGUAAUGUCACCCCUGCUCUCCCUCACGGCGUCCAAUGUCAAGGGCAACACCAAGCGCUCCGUCGUGUCGUGCAUGUUCUUCAUCGGCUACUGUGCCGGCUGCAUCGCCUCGCCGCAGCUCUGGACCGAGAAGCCGCGCUACUUCAACGGCGUCGUGACCGCGCUCGUGACCUGGUGCCUGCUGUUUGUCGUGGUGAUUGCCUACCGCGUCGUGUGCCAGCGAGACAAUGCGCGCAGGGACAAGGCCAUGGCUGAGAGGGGGGAGAGUCUGGAUGACGAGAACAGCCGCCGCGGUGGUAGUGGGGGGGCUGUUGUGCUGGAUAAGAAUGGCUUGCCGAAGACAGAUUUGACGGAUAAGGAGGACGUGUACUUCAGAUACAGCUACUAAUCUCAUGUUUGAGACGGAAUAUUUCAUAGCAUAAAUAGAUUGGAGCAUGAAAGUCGCCGGAUGGAAGC
This is a messenger RNA of Microdochium trichocladiopsis, 2004 nucleotides long. Its product is annotated as major facilitator superfamily transporter. The transcript is spliced from 7 exons. Gene Ontology annotation, molecular function: dipeptide transmembrane transporter activity; allantoate transmembrane transporter activity. The record is from RefSeq and is a predicted model, not a curated record. Gene Ontology annotation, cellular component: plasma membrane. Bases 380 to 1936 code for a protein of 518 amino acids. Lineage: Eukaryota; Fungi; Ascomycota; Sordariomycetes; Xylariales; Microdochiaceae. Gene Ontology annotation, biological process: tripeptide transport; allantoate transport; dipeptide transport.